GGGAGAGCUGUCUUUGUUCGUGGCAAAACGACAGAAAGUGCAGGUUGUACUCCAGACCAGAACAAUGGCACCAAAAAGGAAAUUGGAAGAGGAGGACGGUGAUGCAUCUGCUGGGUCAGCUGGGGAAGAGAAGCAGGAUGAUGGAGUUGAUACAGCCACAACACAGACUACUACACCUGUUAAAAAAGCACGAGGACGCCCUAGAAAAUCAGAUUCAGAUAAAAAGGCUUACACACCAACAGGAAAUCCUCGCGGCCGACCUAGAAUGAAGGUACCGGAAAGAGAAACCGAGAGUGGCACACUGAAAAAACGAGGCAGGUCGUCAGUGGUAUCUAAAACAGGUACAGAUAGUGAGGUAGACAGAACUCCAUCACAGAAAAAACAGGGAAGACCUUCCUUACCAUCUAAAGUUGGAACGACUAGUGAUGUACAAAAAGCCACGUCACCUUCACCAAAAAAACGAGGACGACCGUCCUUAGCAUCUAAAAUCACAACUGGUAAUAAUGAACGAAAUCAACCAUCGAACCAGCCAAGAAAAAGAGGAAGGCCGCCUGUACCAAGCAAGAAGUCUGGAGAAGUUAAAGCUGCAGACAAUUCCAGAUCUGUCCCGUCAGGAAGACCAAGAGGUCGACCUCCAUUAGGAGAAAAUGGUGCCAACAAUUCCAGAUCUGUCCCUUCAGGAAAACCAAGAGGUCGACCACCAUUGGGAGAAAAUGGUGCUAAAAAAACCACAACAUAUGUCCCCACCGGAAAGCCUAGAGGUCGACCACCAUUGGGAGAAAAUGGUAUUCAAGUGAAGAGAAAGUAUUUCAAGAAAGAGAAAUACCGUCUGCAAGCAAAAUCAUUCAAAAUCAGACGGGCAAAAUUUAACCCUAUACCAACAGAAAGAAAGUCGUUGACAGUGAAACCCCUGAAGACAGAUUCAGUGAAAAACAAAAGUGUUACAAAUACAUCUACUGUGCCAUCAAACGAGAAACAAAAUCGCUGUCCUUCUAUAGUGGCAUCAGAUGUGAAUAACCGUGCUUGUCUUUCGAAUCCUCGCAUCUACAAUGUGACUCCUACAAAAAGGAGCAAUGUGCAGUUCCCCGUGCUCAAUGAAUUCCAGAGAAGUCUUCUACAUGUGAAUCACAGUAAAACUUUUCUGAACUAUGAAAGUGACUGUGAACCUGCACUUGAUGUUCUACAAAAGAAACUGUUAGCAGUAAAUACACAGCUUAUAGACACUGAAGAGCAGAAACUGGAAUUGGAUAAACGUAUAAUAAUAAUCAAACAACGGAAAAUAGAAUUGGAACGGCAGCUGUUGAACUACCAGCCACAGAGACGAGUGUUAACGCGAGUGGAAAGGGUACCUGUCAUAGAUAUGGUGAAUGAUCAGCAAAGUGACAUUGAACAUGGAGCUAAAAUUCUAGGAUGGGUAGCAGUUGAGAAAAACAUUAAAAAAGACCCAACAGCGCGCUCAACAUCAUGGAAUAAUUAUGAACGUUUUCCUGAUAAUCAGAGCUCUGGCCCACAGCAUUCUCGUGAGAGAGCCAAGAAGGAGGUAAAAAAGCCAAAGAAAGUGACAUCCAGAACAGAAAAGAGGGGACGCGGGCGUCCAAGGAAGCAAGAAUAAAUGGAGCAAGAAUAGUGGAUGGUUCUGUCUGAUGCUGAAUGAGAUGCAGCUUACCUUUGUAAUUUUCCGUGUGAAUGAUUUGGAUCUACCUGUUAAAUGUGUACCACUAUCAACAGCCUACAUGCUAGCAGUAUUCAACUUCUAUGAACAUACACCAAAUGAAUAUGGGCGUCUGUCACAUCCAAAACAUCAACAUCCUAACUUCUAUUCAUCGAUUCAUACAUUGUAGACUGUUUACAGCCAUUAUGCAAAUCAUUUAUUUGCACGUCAUUACUCUGUGCCGUCAAUAUCACAUCAUUAAAUGAUAUGUUCUAUAUUUAAUCUCAUAAAAUUCCAUGUCAUUAUUUUGAGUUUCCAAUACUUUUAUACAGUGAGGUCAAUAUAUCUGUAGCAUGUAACAUGUAUGCUUGUCUGGAAUGUAUUGAUAGAUGAGCUCAGAUCUCUGUCAAGUUGAAAGAUUGCGGCCAGGACACCAUCAGCAGGAUUAGACAAAAUAUACUUUUGUAGUUUGCCUGUUCCUACUUAUCCUAGUCCUGUGUUGUGUAAUUGUGUUUUUGAUAGGGCAGAACAUUUUCAUCUUAAUAGAAAACUAUUUUGAUACAUAUUUCAUUUUUAAAAAGUUCUUAUUCCUAUAUAUAAGUGGGCAAUAUUUUAAGUAGGUCUUGUUGGUAUAUUAAGAAUAAGUGGUAAUUGUUCAAAAAUUUUUACAAAUAUUUUAGAAAGAUUUUUUAACAAUGUGAAACUGUUGAUCAGGCAAAGAACCAUCUGUUACAACUUGUGAUUUUCUUGAAUUAGUAACUUAUACUUUUGAACAGUAUUAAAUGGAUUUAAAUGAAAGUUAAUGAAAUAGUUGUUGUCAAUUGUUGUCUCCAAUGUAGCCAGUCUGUAACCAAGUAUGUACCCGGUAAGCCUACUACUGAUACUGUAUACAUUAAUCUAUCCAGAUAAUGAGAAGUGGAAAAUUUACAUUUAAUUAUUGAUUAGAAGCUUUAAAGACCAAUGGUCCGUGUGUUCCAAACCAUUUGUAUUUAAUUAUUAUUUCUUCUUCAGAUAUUGAAUGGUAAAAACACCCAAAUGAUUAAUCAAAUCCUUCCAGAUAAUCACAAUUAUAAACAUUGUAAUGGUAUUAAAUAAAUUUUCCGUAAUUGAGAAAAAUAUUAGAGAAAAUUGAAAGAAAAAGUGGGGCGUGUUCAUUCACAAAAUCAAUUAUUUUUACAAGAUUAACAUUUUACCUGAUUGUAUUUUGAUUACUUUUGAAAUGUUAAAACAAUUUCUUACGUAUAUAUACUCUUUGAUGUGAUAACCUGGACACGUACGAUUUGGUGUAUUUUGUAAUCAAGAUAAGAGGUUUUUUUUCGUAUUUGUUACCGCUAAGGCAGCACCCGUGUUAAGUUAUGUGAAGUAUGUAGAGGGCGUGGUCUGUGUGUGUCAUGUUUUGCAUCCAUCAAACGGGAAAAGUGGAACAAUAAAAGACAGAAUUUAA
Ylistrum balloti is the source of this 3095-nucleotide messenger RNA. RefSeq lists its product as uncharacterized. The transcript has 16 exons. The record is from RefSeq and is a predicted model, not a curated record. Bases 65 to 1612 code for a protein of 515 amino acids. Gene Ontology annotation, molecular function: DNA binding. NCBI's taxonomy places the organism in Eukaryota, Metazoa, Mollusca, Bivalvia, Pectinida, Pectinidae.